This is a messenger RNA of Pocillopora damicornis (cauliflower coral), 1119 nucleotides long. Its product is annotated as 5-hydroxytryptamine receptor 1B. The record is from RefSeq and is a predicted model, not a curated record. Gene Ontology annotation, cellular component: plasma membrane. Gene Ontology annotation, molecular function: G protein-coupled receptor activity. Gene Ontology annotation, biological process: adenylate cyclase-activating adrenergic receptor signaling pathway; positive regulation of MAPK cascade. NCBI's taxonomy places the organism in Eukaryota, Metazoa, Cnidaria, Anthozoa, Scleractinia, Pocilloporidae.
AUGUCGCCGUUUUUCCGGAACUCAAACGGAAACAUUUCCCUUCAGCUCGCAAUCGCUGUCACAGUCGCUGCGAGUCCACCUACCAUAUGUUUAAAUAUAUUUGUGAUCGUAGCGGUCAUGAAAAUCAGAAAGUUACAAACAAAUUCUAACAUUCUGAUUGCUAGUUUGGCUGUGGUUGAUCUUUUGGUGGGUGCAGUUUCUAUGCCAAUGGCAAUCAGUGUUGAUACGCUCACUGUUAAAGGAACGUUAUCAGACAGAAUGCUGUGCACGUACAUUUAUAUUCUGUAUACAACUUCCACUGCAUCUUUUUAUCAUUUGAUUUUAAUAGCUUGGGAGAGGCAUGUGGCGAUAGCGAGAUGGACGAAAUACAAAGUUAUUGUGACAAAGAAACGCGUAAAGAGAUAUGCAGGGAUCGCUUGGAUAACAGCUAUUCUGACAGUUGCGUUUCAUGUGAUAUUUACAGCACCUGGUACUCAGCAUGAAGUUGCCCUGGUCAUUAAAGCCAGUGUUUUCUUCGUCUGGCUUGUGGGCAUUUCUCUAAUGGCGUAUUUUUAUCGCAUGGUUUACAUCGAAACGCGGAAACUGAAGGGAGGUCAGAUCAGCCGAGUAAGUGUUCAAGUGGGAACAAGUAUAGAGAGGAAAAUUGGCCACACUACGCUCUUUGUGACAGUAGCUGUUCUUGUCUGCAUUGUUCCCUUCGUAGUUGUUUUCAUGUUAGCGCACUUUUUCCCAUUUUUACGCAGUUUUAGGGUUUUCCGAUGGGUGGAAAUUUCCCUCCAGUUGAACUCUUUGGUGAAUCCAGCGAUCUAUUUCUUUAGAAACAACCGCUACAGGAAUGCUGCAUUAAAGUUUUUAAGACUCAGGAAGCCUAAAAAAGUCGGGUUAAUAGGCAGGAACACUUGGGGUGGAGGGUCAGCAAGCACGUCGAGGCGGCGCCACGAUUUCAUUUUGUCCUGGCGUGUUGGAAAAUUUGUGGACAAUGAAUGCAGCCGACCCCCAAGACGUUCACAGUCUUUCGCAGAAGAGAAACACAGGGGCAGGGAGACGCCCGGAGUGUCAAAAGGCACUCACUUAGGUAGGUUUCAUACUAUAGGAAUGGGUGAAUGGAGAAAUACCUAG